Sphaeramia orbicularis (orbiculate cardinalfish) is the source of this 5753-nucleotide messenger RNA. Its product is annotated as adenylate cyclase type 6-like. Gene Ontology annotation, cellular component: plasma membrane. Gene Ontology annotation, biological process: cAMP biosynthetic process; adenylate cyclase-activating G protein-coupled receptor signaling pathway; intracellular signal transduction. Gene Ontology annotation, molecular function: adenylate cyclase activity. The transcript has 23 exons. The record is from RefSeq and is a predicted model, not a curated record. NCBI's taxonomy places the organism in Eukaryota, Metazoa, Chordata, Actinopteri, Kurtiformes, Apogonidae. Bases 450 to 3977 code for a protein of 1175 amino acids.
CAGAGGGAGAGGGAGUCGGGGAGGUCGUGGCGGUGGGAAUGUACUGUAGCUCUGACUGGGAACAGCGAAGGUUGUCCGGUCAGUUUCGCAGUUUCCCCCUCGCCUCCCACAGAACCAGAACCAAACCCCCGGAUUCCAAGCUCCGAUCGGACCGACCCGCAUCUGAAGCGUCGGUCUUCGGCUGUCGUAAGGAUCGAAACCCAAGAGCUAAACUGGAUCUCCACUGCAGUGUUACAGUUACUCCUGUAACGAGGGUAUCCAAUGGAAAACAGGUGGCAUCCAGAGGCAGUAGGUGGUGGACAGACACACUGACUGUUUCCAAAGGGGAGGACGGCACAAAUGCAGACACACCUCUGAUGCCUCUGGCCAGUCUGAGCUCAUGGUGUGUGCUGGCUGGGAUAAAUUAGAGGCCUGGCCAAAGUUGCGACACAUAACAAAGCCCACACAGGAUGUCGUGGGCCAGAGGCCUCUUUGUAAGCAGAGUGGACGAGCGAAAAACAGCAUGGGGAGAGCGCAAUGGGAAGAAGAGAAAGCACAGCUCAUCACUCUGCAACCCACGCUACAUGAGCUGCUUGAGGGACCCUGAGGACCUGGAGCCCCCAAAUGCAGGUUCCCAACAUUACCACUGUGGAGCGGGCACCAGUGGGGGCAACUUUGGGCUCCGGUACGGUUGGCAGGAGGACCACUACGGGAAAAGGAUGGGUGGAGGUGGAGAUCUGGGUCUCAAAGCAGUGGACCUGGGCUUUGAGGAUGGUGAUCUAAAAAACAGGAAGGAGGAUGAAUUAGGGGAAUUAGCAGAAGGCAGCUGCAAGGCCAUGACUGCAGCAGACUGUUGGAUGCGGGUGGUUUGGGUUUUCCAGUCCAAGAAAUUCAGUUCUGCCAAGCUGGAGCGCCUUUACCAGCGCUACUUCUUCAGACUCAACCAGAGUUCUCUCACCAUGCUGAUGGGGGUGCUAGUGGUGGUGUGUGGGGUCAUGCUGGCUUUCCACUGUAUCUACAACAGCCCGUAUGCGGCCUACAUCUCAGUACUGUCUGUCGCCAUGGCUCUCUUCAUGGCCAUGAUGGUGGUGUGCAACCGAAAUGGUUUCCACCAGGACUACAUGUGGAUUGUUAGCUACCUGGUCAUCGGGGUCCUGAUUGUUGUGCAGGUUUUUGGGGUGUUGAUGGUGGACCCCCGCAGUGCCUCAGAGGGCGUCUGGUGGACUGUCUUCUUUAUUUACAUCAUCUACACACUAUUACCAGUCAGAAUGAGAGCUGCUGUGCUCAGUGGAGCUGUGCUGUCCACUAUACAUGUAGUGACCGCCUGGCAACUCAACCAAGAGGACAAGUUCAUUAUCAAACAGAUCAGUGCCAACGUGCUGAUCUUCCUGUGCACUAACAUGAUCGGGAUCUGUACCCACUACCCUGCUGAGGUCUCCCAGAGGCAGGCCUUCCAGGAGACGAGAGGAUACAUCCAGGCCAGGCUGCACCUGCAGAGGGAAAACCAGCAGCAGGAGCGCCUACUGCUGUCAGUGCUGCCAAGGCAUGUUGCCAUGGAGAUGAAGGCUGAUAUCAAUGCCAAGAAGGAAGAUAUGAUGUUCCACAAGAUCUACAUUCAGAAACACGACAAUGUUAGCAUCCUGUUUGCAGACAUAGAGGGCUUCACCAGCCUGGCGUCGCAGUGCACAGCGCAGGAGCUGGUCAUGACGCUGAAUGAACUGUUUGCUCGCUUUGACAAGCUGGCCUCGGAAAACCACUGCCUGCGUAUUAAAAUUCUAGGAGACUGUUACUACUGUGUGUCAGGGCUGCCUGAACCCCGGGCCGACCACGCCCACUGCUGUGUCGAGAUGGGAGUUGACAUGAUUGAGGCCAUCUCGUUGGUGAGAGAGGUGACGGGCGUUAAUGUGAACAUGCGGGUGGGCAUCCAUAGUGGGCGAGUUCACUGUGGGGUGCUGGGCCUGCGCAAGUGGCAGUUUGAUGUCUGGUCCAACGACGUGACGCUGGCCAACCAAAUGGAGGCCGGAGGGAAGGCUGGGCGCAUCCACAUCACCAAAGCCACUCUACAGUAUCUGAACGGAGAUUACGAGGUAGAGCCAGGAUUUGGAGGAGAGAGGAACGCUUACCUGAAGGAGAACAACAUUGAAACUUUCUUGGUGCUGGGCUGCAGCCAGAAGAGGAAAGAGGAGAAAGCCAUGAUGGCCAAAAUGCAGAGAGCGCGUGCUAAUUCUGCUGAGGGGCUGAUGCCACGCUGGGUUCCUGACAGAUCUUUCUCCAGAACCAAGGAGUCCAAAGUCUUAAGGCAGAUGGGCAUCGAUGAAGCAUCCAGCAAAGACAAUCGUUGUGCUCAGGAGGCGCUGAACCCCGAGGAUGAGGUGGAUGAGUUUCUAGGCCGGGCCAUUGAUGCACGCAGCAUCGACCAGCUGAGAAAAGACCAUGUGAAGAAGUUCCUUCUCACCUUUCAGACACCUGACCUUGAGAAAAAGUACUCCAAAAAGGUUGAUGAUCGUUUUGGGGGAUAUGUGGCCUGCACACUCCUUGUUUUCUGUUGCAUCUGUUCUAUUCAGAUGAUCAUUUUUCCAAAACCAACACUUAUGCUUGGUCUUUACAUCAGCAUCUUCAUCAUACUUGCCAACAUCCUCUUCAUCUGUGCCAUUUACUCCUGCAUCAAACUCUUCCCAGCUGCCUUGCAGACCGUAACCAAGAAAAUAGUCCAGUCUCGUGCAAACAGCACGUUGGUGGGCGUCUUCACCAUCCUCCUGCUCUUCAUCUCUUCCUUUGCUAACAUGUUUACCUGCAGCAGAGAACAACUGUGGGACUGCAUAGACAACGAGCCUAACAAAUCUGAGGUGAAUUAUUGUGUGCUGCGCAACCUGACGGCGACAGCAGGGGACAAUUUCACUCUGUGUUCCAGUCAGGCCGUGCUCUGCCAUUUCCCAGAGUAUUUCAGCUACAGCGUAUUGCUGACCCUGCUGGCCUGCUCCGUGUUCCUCCACAUCAGCAGCAUAGGCAAACUGGCUCUCAUGCUGUUCAUCCAGCUCACUUUCCUGGUGCUGGUGGAGUGGCCUCAGGUGGCCCUGUUUGACAACGCCGACCUGCUCAUCAUCGCCAACACUAUGCCUCUCAAUGAAACAGCAGAACAGUGCCUGGAGAAUGUACCCAAGGUACCCUUAAGGGUCAUGACACCUGUGAUCCUGACGGUGUUUGUCCUGGCUCUCUACCUGCAUGGCCAACAGGUGGAGUCCACCGCACGCCUUGACUUCCUCUGGAAGCUACAGGCCACAGAAGAGAAGGAGGAGAUGGAGGAGCUGCAGGCAUACAACCGCCGUCUGCUUCACAACAUCCUGCCCAAAGAUGUCGCAGCACAUUUUCUUGCACGGGAGCGGCGCAAUGACGAGUUGUACUACCAGUCGUGUGAGUGUGUCGCUGUCAUGUUUGCCUCCAUCAGCAACUUCUCCGAGUUUUAUGUGGAGUUGGAGGCAAACAACGAGGGAGUGGAGUGUCUCCGGCUGCUAAAUGAGAUCAUUGCUGAUUUUGACGAGAUCAUCAGUGAGGAGAGGUUCCGUCAGCUGGAGAAAAUCAAGACCAUCGGCUCCACCUAUAUGGCAGCUUCAGGCCUCAAUGACUCCACCUACGACAAGGAGGGACGUUCACACAUCCUGGCUCUGGCCGACUACGCCAUGAGGCUCAGGGAGCAGAUGAAAUACAUCAAUGAGCACUCCUUCAACAACUUCCAGAUGAAGAUAGGGUUGAACAUGGGGCCGGUGGUAGCAGGUGUGAUCGGAGCCAGGAAACCUCAGUAUGAUAUCUGGGGUAACACAGUCAAUGUGGCCAGCCGGAUGGACAGCACAGGAAUACCAGAUGGCAUCCAGGUGACCACAGACUUGUACCACGUGCUGGUCAACAACGGAUACCAGCUGGACUGUCGUGGUGUUGUCAAGGUGAAGGGGAAGGGGGAGAUGACCACUUACUUCCUGACCAGUGGCCCCCCAGGGAGUUAACGACACAGUGACUGACCGAAGCGUGACUCCCACUGCACUGACAAGACAGAGACUGCAGAGAGCCUGAGUGGUCAGCUCGGCGAUGAGCACUGAAGUAUGGUGUGAAUACAGCAGGGGGGCAGAAGAUGGCCAGCAGAGAAGAUCGUAGUCUGUCUGUAUGUUUUCACGUACUCAGAUGCACAUGUGUAGGAAGUUGUUCAUGAAUGAAGGAUCUUUUCCCAAGCUGCUUGAGAGAUCAUGAAGCCCAGUUGCCUUAGGAUGGAAGUGGCUAUGCUUAUGUUUAUGAGCAAUAGUACAAGAAAUUCAUCCAGAGUCAUUAUUUAUUUUCAUGCGGAUGGAUUUUUGUGGUAUAUAUAUAUAUAUAUAUAUAUAUAUAUAUAUAUAUAUAUAUAUAUAUAUAUAUAUAUAUAUAAAUAAGAAAAUAUGCAAGGAUACAUAUGAAGGAUGACAAUGACCAAAGAACAAAUGUUGUUUGAUAUGAAACACUUAUGUGUGUAAUGAUUCUGUUGAAAAGUACAAUAAUCUUAAGUAAUUUAUUCAUCCUUUGACAGCAAAGGCCACGGUAACACCUCUGUCACUGAUAGAGACGAACACUUACUUGUGAAGGAGAACACCCACAUGCACUCAGACAAAAACUCACAACAACCUUGGCUUGGAUUUCUGUAUUUCUUAUCAGGGCCUUCUUUGUUUCUUCCAGCCUGUGAUCAGCCACAGUCUGGACACGAGGCUGUCUGUGGUUCACUGAAAUGUAUGAUUGAUUACUUGCUCCCUGUAAUGUGUUUUUUGGUUCACACCAAAAGACGAAUGAAACAAAGGAUGAAAAGUUGCAUUAGCAUCACGGUACUAAGGAGAGAUUAUUAAACUGUUAGGAGAUGUUUUAUAUAAGUGUGUGUGGGUAUCGUGUGUAUGGGUGUGUGUACAUGGGUGUGAGCACAUGUAACUGAAUGCUGAUCUUUAUCUAUAAAGGGGCAUACUGUAACUUUUCACUGUGAGGUUUUUAUGAUACUGUAUGACAAAUGCUUUUUUGCCAAACUGGUUGCUGCAAGGCAUGUUUUAUAUUAUUCUUCAGAAUUAUCUGUCCAUUCUUGAUUUCUUGUGUCAAAUGAUCAUUUGAGAAAAAUUAUGUCUACUGCGCCUUUUACUGGACUGUGAUUUUGACUGAUUUCAUUCCAACACUAAAUAAGCAAAAGCCUGAGCGUAUGUUUUGUAUUCUGUUACAACAUGUGGACUGGUUUCCUGACAGUAUAGAUUCAUGCUGGCUUCAGUAUUGACUGUAUGUGGAAAUUAUCUGUCUGUUCACAAGUAUUGCCUUGAGAUUAUGCAGUUCUAAUGUCCAUGUAUUUUUAUGGACCAAGAGUCACCAUUUACACAACAGUAUUUGACAUUAUCUGGUUUCAUCAAGGCCCUCAAAAUUAGUUGUUCAAACCUGUAAUCAUAUGAAUGUAUUUGUCCAUGAUGAAACUUACUACUGAAGAGAACCACUCUUGACAUUGCCUUUGGUGUAUUGGCAGAGAUGUUGAUGUGAUUUCAUGUUUGUAGGGGCUUUACAUCUGGUGUUGAUGUGCUCACUUUUCUAUCUGAGCCUACAAACGAUGCCUUACUGGCUACUAAAGGUUUUCUCAUUCUCUGUGUGUCCCUCUGUGUCCUUAAAAAUUAAGGGUCAAUGAAACACUGUUGCAUUUUCCUUUUAAAUGGAGAGAGUUUGACAAAUAGUGCAAUGAUUUGAUUCAUUUCCCCUUGGAUAAGAAAUUAAUAAAUGGCUGUUUUUGCAUUUAU